Messenger RNA from Gadus macrocephalus (Pacific cod), 3215 nucleotides. RefSeq names its product synovial sarcoma, X breakpoint 2 interacting protein a (gene ssx2ipa). The transcript has 14 exons. Bases 1058 to 2863 code for a protein of 601 amino acids. Lineage: Eukaryota; Metazoa; Chordata; Actinopteri; Gadiformes; Gadidae. The record is from RefSeq and is a predicted model, not a curated record.
ACUGUACUCCGAGGCCCUUCUCAGAGAUUACAAUUAUUGUAUUUGCCUUGGUUCAAGCAAGUUGUCGUCAUCAAAUAGCAAACACAUACCCGUUGCCUAACACUUAAAUUUAACUAAACAUUUGAUUUGUGUUACACAAAUGAUCAAUUGUCAUUGUUAGCUAUAAGAACGGUGCUAGAUAAUCUUUGGAUAAAUUAUGAGCAGUAUGUAUUAUUAUGUAUAUAUUAUUAGAUAUGUUCAUGACAAUUUAUAUUGAUGACCAAUAGGCGUUUGUGUAUUUUUUUAGUAGUGAUGAAAGUUACGUAAAAAAGUGACAUAUUUUACUAGCACAAAUUUGCACAAAUAAAACUGACGUUCAGGCCACGCAAGUUAUUCUUUCUUAAUGCAAAGGAGUCGCCAAAGACUUGAGGCAGUGUCAGUAAAGUCGAGAACAACCUGUGUGUCUUUGUCCCAUAACGUAACACCUGAGGGCGCUCCACAUUUGCAUAAUCCUCUCUCGGUUGGUUCGCAUCCAAUGUGCUGUUCAGAUAUUGGUUGCUUGACAACAUGGCCUCCAAUGACAGAAGUGUUUAGAUGGACGCCGACACGGGAAUACACUUAAAAACAAUCAGCGCUCUGCACCUUCAUGAUGUUUGCCGAACGAGUUAAGGUAAAACACGGAGUUUAUGUUGCGGUCUCAUGACAGUGUCAAAUGAUCUGCGACACAGUGCGAGUUGUGUGGCUGUGAUUAAGGGACGGCAGGUGUGUUGGCAAUACCAUUUGUAUUUGAAUGAUGGUUGAAUGUCGUGUUCAAUGUCGGACUAUGAUUAGAGUGAACGUGUUGUCCUGGUCCGUGUGAGCUAACGUUAACAGUGCUGUAGCUGUCCGCUGUUUAUCGAACGGAUGAUAAUGAUGUACAACCUGACAAGGACAAUUAACUAAUGCAAAUGCGUUCCACUUUGUCUCUGUGUCAAGGGCUCUGAUCCAGCGACUGCCUCCAAUCUGCUGCAUAGCUCUUAAUCCACCCCCAAGAUCAGACUUAACUGAUGACCGCGCCUGUGUCCUACACUUCUUUGAUAUGGGAGACUGGUCGAGGACUUCACCAUUAGGUGUAUCUAUGGAGAACUCUGAGAUCUCCAGUAUAUCACGGGUGACCCUCUCCUCGUCCAGACAAAACCACGAUUCACUGUAUUCCUCCUCUCUGCCGCUGUCCAAAAGCUCACACAAUGUCCUGAGUGCCUUCUGCAUCGAGGAGAACGUGCCACAAUGCAUUUUAUACAUCAACCAGGAGCUGGUUUCGUUAGGGCUCGCCUCCAUGUGCAUCGCAACGCCAGUGGAGGCCACGCUGAACUCCGUGCCCGCCCUGAACGCCAUGUACGAGCUGCUGCAGGCGCAACGCCGCAGCCAGCGCUCCCUGGAGGAGCUUGAACGGGAUCUGCUGAGGACCUCCAGCACCCUGGAGCACCUGCAGACCGGCAACUACAGGCUCAAGGAUCAGUUGGAACUACUGAAGAGGGAGAAGUCUGGACUGCAUGAGAAGGAGCGACAGCUGCAGCUUAAAAUUGAGACCUUGCAAAGCUGCCUGAAGUCUGAAAAAGAGGAGAUCCAGAAGCUCCAGAAUAUCAUUGCUGGCCGUGCCUCCCAGUACAGCCAUGAUGCCAAGAGGAAGGAGAGGGAGUGUGUCAAGCUGAAGGAGCGCCUGGGUCAACUGCUGAUUGACAAACGGGAUAAGAAACUAGCUAUAGACGUAUUGAACUACCUGGGUCGAUCGGACGGCAAAAGGAUCCAGUGGAAGACGGGGAAAGCUGGAACCAGCCAUGAGGGAGACAUGUACAAGUCUCUGCUGAAUGACUACGAGGCUCGCCAGCAGUCUCUGAUGGUGGAGAACAGCGAGCUGAAGAAAGUCCUCCAGCAGAUGAAGAGGGACAUGAUGUACAUCCUGAGUCCACACAAGCCCUGUGCCAAAGGGUCGCCCGGAGACGACAGUCACGAGCGGGGUUUCCCUCCGGCCGGUUUGGAGGGGGAGGAUGAGGUGGGCGAGUGCAGCAGGGAGAACCUGGACCAGUCCUGUGAGCAGGCCCGGGAGCAGCUCACCUACAGCAUCAGGCUGCAAUGGAGGAGGCUGAAGAACCACAUGGAGAAACUGGACAGCCAAGUGUCCCUGGCCCAGACCCAGCAGCAGUCUGGGAGCGAGGAGGCGGUUCCCAGGGAAGUCCACGAGGAGGAGAUGCAGAGGAUGAGGCUGGAAGUGCAACAGGGCAAGGACUUCAUUCACACCCAGCAGCAGCUCCUCCAGAAACAACUGAACUCCUCGUUCGACGAUGAAACGGCAGCGCUCCUCAACGACUGCUACACGCUGGAGGAGAAGGAGCGCCUCAAGGAGGAGUGGCGGCUCUUUGAGGAGCAGAAGGGCAACUUUGAGAGGGAGAGGAAGAACUUCACAGAGGCCGCCAUCCGACUUGGACACGAGAAAAAAACAUUUGAAGAGGACCGGGCUGCCUGGCUCAAGAAUCAAUUUCUUAACAUGACCCCAUUUGUGGACCGAAAGAGAUAUUCCUUGUCUGACUCCCAGAGUGCCUUAUCGAUCAGAAGUGAGCCAGAGUUGCAGCAGUCUUACACACCAGCCAAACUGACCAAGUCCUCCACCUACACCGAGUUCUCCACUCCGUAUUCUUCCAUCAGUGCUGGCCUGCCAUCCACGACAGAACUAUGCCGUACACUCCACUUUAUACAACCCGACACAAGACACUCGAAGCGAGGGAGCUGGCAAGAGCCCAGCAGCCCCAUUCGGGCAGAGAACCCUUUUGGGAAAUCAAAGCGCAGUGUCCGAUGUAGAGACCCUUGUAUCCUCUCUCUGGACAAAGACGGCGACAGCCCCAUUUGAGGACACUGUAUUUAUGGAGUAGAAUUAGCAAAUGGCUUGGCAGACUACAUUUUAUGCGCCAUCAACACUGCCUCAGGAUGCCACUGACUCGUUAUUUUUUUCAACCAUGGAUCUUCACCAAGCUUGAUCACAAAGGAGAGCACUUUAAUUAUACGUUUGCUUUUUAUCUUUUUCAAACUCUAUUUGGGUAUCAGCCAAGCACUUGUCUGAUUAAGUUAAGAACACUCCGUUUACCCACCUUGGGAUUUUGUUGUACUUCAAAAGACUUUGAUUGAAAAGUGUUUUAGUGAAACUCACAGAGAAAUAUUGCUUAUCUAAAUGAUAAGCAACGUGUGCAAUAAAAGUUUUUUUU